Messenger RNA from Cylindrotheca closterium, 5076 nucleotides. NCBI's taxonomy places the organism in Eukaryota, Bacillariophyta, Bacillariophyceae, Bacillariales, Bacillariaceae. The record is from the annotation of a GenBank genome assembly.
AUGUCAAUUCCCACGACAUUGGAAACGGAAGAGUCUUCAUCAUCUAGCCGUUUACUCAAUUCAGCGCAAACCGCCGCAAGCAAACCUGAAAUGGCCGAGUCUCCUCUCGUAAAGGCGUGUAGCCACUUGCUCAAGACAAACGGAAGCAUCAUCGGAGAUGAAGUAGCGGAAGCGAUAUUACCACUGUUUCCAGACUUGAUUUCUGCACUGCCAUGUCAUCAAGAGGUAUUUGCUCAAAGACAAGCGUUGCUGGGCAUUGAUUCUUCCAAGAGAACUUUGCACCACAAGAGAAUACGCGAAUUCAUUGCGGACGAAUUGGGUCCUCAAUUGCACCAAAUGGGACUGGGAAAAGGCGAUCGGAUAGCUUUGGUGUUGCCAAAUGGACCUGAACUAGCUCUUGCUAUUUUAGGAGUAGCACAGUGGGCCUCCUGUUUGCCAUUGAAUGCGAACGGUGCUGUUUCGGAACUGAAGAAGGAUUUGACAUUGGCAAAUGCGUCUGUCGUUGUGGGAAUGGCGGGUGAGACUUCCAUUCAGGAACUAGCAGCCUCUCUAAACAUUCCAUUUUGUGGUCUCCAGCCCAGCACUACGGAAACGGCCAUAUUUCAACUGAUUCCAUCGUCUUCCUCUCUCAAGAAAACAACAACACAAUCGAAUAUAGCGAGCACUACUAGUCGAUUUGCUCCCAAUAGCCAUGACGAUGAAGUUCUGGUCUUGUUCACAUCGGGAACCACUGGAAACAAAAAAUUAGUCCCACACAAACUUGGGGACAUGCUCAUUGCCGCUGGAUGCAUUGCCGUCAGUUGGAAUCUGACACCUACGGAUGUCAACUGCAAUCUCAUGCCACUCUUUCAUGUGGGAGGAAUUGUCCGACAAGUCUUUGCUCCCAUUCUCAGUGCCGGCUCUGUCAUUUGCUGUCCGUCCUUUGAUCCACAACUAUUUUGGCAACUGCUGCUCGGCAAUGACACUUUCUUUUCCUGGUAUUAUGCCGCACCCACCAUGCACCAAGUCUUGUUGGAAACCAUGCCAUCAGACGCAACACCAAAACUUCGAAUGAUUGCCAAUGCCGCUGGUGGACUUUUACCUUCUUUGGCACAACGAAUGCGGAAUACCUAUCGAGGGACAAACGUCUUGCCCAGUUAUGGUAUGACCGAAUGCAUGCCCAUAUCCUCACCUCCUCACAAUUACGAAUUGACCAAGCCUGGAACCUCUGGAGUUGCGGUGGGACCGGAAAUUUCUAUUUUCAAUGCCAACGAAGAACCCUUGGAACCAGGAAAAGAAGGAAGCAUUUGCGUUCGUGGAAGACCCUGUUUUCAUGGGUAUGGUGGACAAGCCAAGAGCAAAUCCUUUGCCAAGGGUGGAUGGUUCAAUACGGGUGAUUUAGGCUAUUUGGAUCAAGAUGGAUACCUUUAUAUUACUGGGCGAUCCAAAGAGGUCAUCAAUCGAGGAGGAGAAAUUAUUAGUCCCAUGGAGGUGGAAGAGGAAGUCGUGUCGCAUCCUUCGGUAGUGGCGUGUGCCGCGUUUUCGGCAACACAUGACGUCUUGCAAGAAGUGGUCGGUAUCGUCAUUGUGCCAAAACCAAAUGCACCAAAGAUUGAUCUUCCAACACUGCACGACUACCUGCAGACUCGAUUGGCCACUGCCAAAUGGCCACAUGCCAUGGUGUUCAUGGAUGCUCUCCCAAAAUCGCACACCAACAAACUAUUGCGAGUGAAACUUGGACAACGAUUAGGAUUGCCAGAAAUGAAUGAUAAAAUGCUACCUGUGCAGCGAACCUUUGAAGCCAAGUGUCCAAAGCAGGGUACUCCAGUGGGUACACCAAUUGCCUCAAAAGAAGUCACUGUUGACGCCCAACACGUGCAGAAUGCAUUGCAUCAAGCUUUGAGAAUCAACGAAAAGCAACUGGUUGUGAAGAAUCAUCCAAAUCGAUACGGUUCCUUGGUGGUUCACGCGACAAACAACGAUUUGACUAGCAAAGCAAUCAUUGAAGCAGGAAAAGCUUCAUUGGAUGCCUAUUUGCGUCCUUCUCAUGUAUGUAUCUACAAUGAUAGUGAUGAGGGAAAAGAAGGAUUGACUUCACUGCGAGCGCCACAGUCGGCGGAUGCUGUUGGAUUUAUAGAAAUGAUGGAGAAUGCUGGCGAUGCAAUUUCGGAUCCCAUGAUUGAAGAGCUACAAAAGAGUAUGCAAGGUCUUAUCAGCCUCGACUAUCUUCCGCCUCCCGACACUUCGUUUUUUCAAGUCGGUGGAACGUCAUUGCUAGCAUCCCAAAUGGCAAGUAGAAUACGGAAAGACUAUCAAAUCCCCUUCAGUGGUGCCGAUGUAUUCCGCUACAACAACUGUAUCGCCAUGGCCAAAAUGAUCAAAUCCAAACAAUCCCCUUCGGCUGCAUCAACGGAUUCUUCUUCGACUGCUCAGUAUUCAGUUCAUCUCGAUGCCAUUUCACUGGACUCGGAGAGAUUACAACCAGAAAACAGUAUCGCGACCCUGGUGUAUCAACUUUUGCCUGGCUGUAUUGUCUUUCCCCUUUGGUACUUUACAAGAUUCUUCUUGUUUUUCAUGACGCUAUUGGAGGUACUGAACCGAGUGCCUGGAUCCCGCAACAUGUCCAGGUUUAUUGGCAUCUUGGUGGGAUAUCACUUUUUGUGGAACGUUCUGAGUCCGUUGGUGUUUGUUUUGAUCAAAUGGACCCUCAUUGGGGAAUACAAGCCUGGAAAACACGCCUUUUGGAGUUCGUACUAUAUUCGAUGGUGGUUUGUGGAUACAUGUAGGAAAAUGUUUGGAAAAGGCUUUUGGGGGAGCAGUCAAUUUCUUCUAAUCAUUUUCUACAAACUGCUGGGAGCCAAGAUCGCUUGGGAUGCCCGGAUAUCCAUUGAAGCAGACAUUGCAGAGUAUGACCUUGUGACAAUUGGAAAAGAUGCAUCGAUUGAAUAUGCAACUGUUCGUGGGUUUGGAGUUGACAAUGGUGCAAUGCUACUGGGCACUGUCAAGGUUGGAAACUCUGCGAGUGUCGGUAUUCGAUCUAUUGUCGCUCCAAAUACGCAGGUUCCAGAUGGCGCUCAUGUUGCCCCCGGUACUUGUAGCUACGAAAUUGCAAAAGACAGUCUGAAGCAUUUAGCCUAUAAUCGCUACGCCCUCCCAGAACCAAACCUUCUCUGGCAGCUUUUGGUUGGCUCUCCAGUCACGUUCUUGGUUGACUCUUUCUCGCAUUUGCCGGCAAUGUUUGUUCUGUUCGAAAUGAUGAUCGCUCACUCAAGUCAGUGGGAAGAAGAGCAUUAUAGAUUUGAGACAAUUGGCGAUUUGUUAGAAUGGCUCUGUGAUCCCGAACGGAUACCAUACUACCUUGGUAUUCGAAUUGUCCGUGCCACUGUUGCUCCGUUCUUGUACAUGGUGGGUGCGCUCUUUGUCAAAUGGGCUAUCAUUGGAGAAUUUAAAGAAGGACCUAGAGACAGUACUUCUCAAUGGGAUCGGAUGCGUCAUUCACUGGUUUCGACUCUAUUCUCAAGAGAGAAUAUUCAGAAUGUAACCGACCUUCUAGGGCGCCACUAUGAGUUGACGAGUAUUUUCUACCGUCUUCUCGGAGCCAAGGUUGGCAAGCGCGUCUUUUGGCCGGGCCAUCAACCCGUAUUUGGGGGCGAAUUUGAUUUGCUCGAAAUUGGAGACGACGUUGUCUUUGGAUCUCGGUCUGUCGUUUACACAUCGACUACGCAUUCAUGCGAGAAGGUUGUAUUCUGCGCAGGUGCAAACAUCUCAGACAACACCAUUGUCCUACCAGGUUCCAUAAUCGGGAAAAACGCGGUUCUGGGGUCCAACACUACAUGCCCAGCUGGUCGGUAUCUUCCGCCAGAAACCACGUGGGUUGGCUCACGAGCAGGAGAACCAAUUCUAUUGGAUACGACUGGGGAUGAUGGCAAUGAUGGCGUCCUAUACUCUGCGAAUGUGAAACAAAGUGAUUUGGAGAUGAUUGGUGACGAAACCACAUUGCGACCCUUCGGCCGCGCCGUAUACGGUGGCAAAGCAAAUUAUUUGAUUUUACCGGGAUGGUCAAUGGCUCUUAUUAGCAUUGCUUAUGAGGCCUUGACAACUUGCUUCCAUGCUUUACCACUGUUGGGAGCUACAUUUUUGACAGCUGGUAUUGUCUACGGGUGGCCAGUUGAGGACAGAGAUUACGACGAAUAUCUUCAUACCUUGAUCGUGUCUCAUAUCAUUUUUUCAAUCUUCACAGCUCUCCACAUUGCUCGAAUUGUGGUGGGUCUUAUGAUUGAGAUUGGGGCAAAGUGGUUAUUGCUGGGUCGACGGAUAGAAGGGCGCUACAAUUGGGACGAGUGUGGUUACAACCAAAACUGGGAAUUGUACCAACUACUCGGCCGGGUUCGCAAGCUGCAUCGUAUUUCGACUCUGGACUUUCUUGCUGGUACACCUCUUAUGGUGCAGUACUUCAGAGCUCUUGGCAGCUCCAUAGGUAAGGGCUGCUGCCUAUAUCCUGCUGGUGCUGAUCCGUACAUGCCCGAGCCAGACUUGGUUACAAUUGGUGACAAUGUCUGCAUUGACAUGGCAUCAGUUGUAUGUCACUUGAAUACCCGCGGCAAUUUUGAACUGGUCCCAAUUGUACUACAAUCGAAUACUACUUUGCGAUCUAGGUCACGUGCGCAGCAAGGAGUUGUGGUCGAAGAGGGUGCUAUGCUCUUGGAGAAAAGUCUUGUCUUAACAGGCGAAGUUGUUGAGAGCGAGAGCAUCUGGCAAGGUGCCCCUGCUUCCCAAAUACUUCUUCCAAAAUCUCACCCGAGAAAGUCAAUAGAGAAAAGCAAAAAGAGAGAGGAUGGUUGGGUUUUGACGAACCGACGUCUUUUCGAGAUUGUGUUUCUGAGCUUGGCACUAACCGCUGGGGUGACGCUACUGCCAACACCCACAAAUCAGUAUCUUUCAGGGAACUUCCUGAAUUGGCAACAGCACCCGCGUGGAAACCAAGCGAAGUGGUAUAGAGCAGUGAAACAAGAAGUGAAAACAAAUAAACCCAAGAAGAAAAAGAAAAAGCGAAAACGAAGCAAGAAAAAGUCGCAAGCAGGCGGUGAUGGGCUUUAG